This is a messenger RNA of Aspergillus costaricaensis CBS 115574, 1476 nucleotides long. Its product is annotated as WD40 repeat domain-containing protein. Gene Ontology annotation, cellular component: catalytic step 2 spliceosome. Gene Ontology annotation, molecular function: RNA binding; protein binding. The transcript is spliced from 5 exons. The record is from RefSeq and is a predicted model, not a curated record. NCBI's taxonomy places the organism in Eukaryota, Fungi, Ascomycota, Eurotiomycetes, Eurotiales, Aspergillaceae. The coding region runs from base 99 to 1178 and encodes 359 amino acids.
CAGCUACUAGGCUUGAUUGCAUUCUACACUCAGCCUCCAUCCCUACUUCGACUCGCAUACCCAUUGAUUGAGCUCGCCCGCUGAAUUUACUUCCAACGAUGUCGGGGGAAAAGCGACCUGCGCAAGAAGCCUUUGGCUCAUCGAACCAGCUUGUCGUCAAGCGAAAGAAGUCCGACGCCGGUCUCAAUGAUAGCACAGCCAUCGUCCAGAGCUCGUCGCAAAAUGGAGCUCUGAUUCAAUCAGUUCCCCGCACCAGCGGGCUUCAAGCACCGAUUAUGGAAAUGAAUGGUCAUUCUGGUGAAAUCUUUUCGGUGCGGUUUGAUCCCACUGCUCAGCACAUUGCUUCGGGCUCAAUGGAUAGAUCUAUCUUGCUUUGGAACACAUACGGACAAUGCGAGAACUAUGGUGCGCUAUCAGGUCACCGGGGAGCAGUUCUUGAUCUUCAAUGGUCGCGCGACUCCAGAACGUUAUUUUCCGCAUCAGCCGACAUGACGCUCGCUAGUUGGGAUCUCGAGACCGGACAAAGGAUACGCCGGCACAUUGGGCACGAGGAGAUUAUCAAUUGUCUUGACAUAAGCAAAAGAGGCCAGGAAUUGCUGGUUAGCGCAAGUGACGACGGCUGCAUAGGCAUCUGGGAUCCCCGGCAAAAGGAUGCCAUCGAAUAUCUGGAAACCGAGUUGCCCAUCACGGCAGUGGCGCUUUCGGAGGCGGGUAACGAAAUCUACAGUGGUGGCAUUGAUAACACUAUUCAUGCUUGGGAUCUACGGAAGAAGGGCAUCGUCUACUCCAUGGCGGGACACACGGAAACCAUCACCUCGCUCGAAAUUUCUCCCGACUCGCAAACUCUUCUUUCCAACUCACACGACUCGACUGUACGCACGUGGGACAUCCGGCCAUUCGCACCGGCCAACCGACACGUCAGGACAUUUGACGGGGCGCCGGUCGGUCUGGAGAAGAACCUUAUCCGGGCUAGUUGGGACCCAAGUGGAGAGAAGAUUGCGGCGGGCAGCGGUGACAGAAGUGUCGUAGUCUGGAACUCGAAGUCCGGCAAAAUCCUAUACAAGCUCCCAGGACACAAGGGGACCGUUAAUGACGUCCGGUUCUCACCAAACAAUGAGCCCAUCAUUGUCUCGGGAUCGUCCGAUAGAACGCUCAUGCUCGGUGAACUUGGCAAGUGAGGGGAAGCGCAUGUGCAGCACACCCACUCAGCCAACACAAUCGCGAGUUUAAUCCGUCUCAUUACGAACAGCAUUUAUCUAUGACAACAGAUUCCGGGUCCCCGCUCCAUCAAGUUGAGCUAGACUUGUGGCGAAUAGUGAUGGCAAGAGAACCUUCCAGCAUCAACCUUGCUUGCCGGUUGAAAUGUGUCAACCAAGGCUGGUAGAUUAGCCAUUCUGGGUAGACCGGGGAGAACGGCCGGCCGCAUGACGGGGUAAUGGUUACCACCAUUAUUUGAAUACCUCCCGUGGAGCGCAG